Molecule: messenger RNA, 1774 nt
Organism: Magallana angulata
Lineage: Eukaryota; Metazoa; Mollusca; Bivalvia; Ostreida; Ostreidae
Product: autocrine proliferation repressor protein A-like
Exons: 14
Coding region: 224-1675 (483 amino acids)
Source: RefSeq, a predicted model, not a curated record
UAAAACUCACAACACAAAUAAACAGGAAGUGAUCGGAUAGUUCCCUAAUUCAGGAACACUUGGUCUUCGGAGAAUUUUGAGGAUAUAUACCCUAUCGUAUGAUGACACAGUUUAUCAGAAAUGUUUGUAUUUCUUCCAGGAUAUCUCAAUCAGAGAUAAUUAGGUCACAAGACCAUCAAAUGACUUAGAGAUUAUAGAUGCACCACCUCCCCCCUCAGCCAGCAUGUGGAUCUUGGUUACUACAGCGGUCGCCCUAUGGGCGGUGUCCCCAAUGCGUGCCACACCCCUGGACGACUAUGUACAUCGUGAGGACCCCCACUACAAGUACUCGGAGAUCGGGUCGUACCGCGGCCCCGAAUACACCAUGUAUACCCUGAAUAUGACAUCACAGAAAUGGAAAACGGAGGCGGAAACGGAUAGCCCAAUCUGGUGGCACUAUCUGACGGUGACCAUCCCUGACAAAAUCAACUACACCCAGGCCGCAUUCAUGCUUAUCGACGGGGGGAGCAACACUGAAGAUCCGCCAAAGAUUACGAACAACUUCGUGGCCCUGACAACGGUAGUAGCUGUCAGCGCAUGUACCAUUGGCGCCGAUUUGCGAAUGAUUCCCAAUCAGCCAAUCCUGUUUAAGGAUGACCCUGAGAAAAGAAAAAGGAAAGAAGAUGCCAUAAUCGCCUGGACGUGGAAGAAAUUUAUACAGAACACGUCUGAUCCGGAAAUACUACUGCGCAUGCCCAUGACAAAAGCAGCUGUUCGUGCAAUGGAUGCAAUUCAACAUUUUGUAAAGGCUAAACUGGGAAAUCAGGUUGAAAAAUUUUUCAUUGCCGGUGCCUCAAAGAGAGGGUGGACAACAUGGACAACAGCGGCUGUAGACAAAAGAGUGGUUGCCAUGGCACCCAUAGUAUUGGACUUAUUAAACAUGGUUAAAAAUCUCCAUCACAUGUACAGAAACCUGGGUGGCUGGACCUUCGCCUUUGAUGACUACCUGGACGUCAACAUCACAGCGGAGUUAGACAGCGAAGGCGUGGCCAAAAUGGCCGCAAUCAUCGACCCUCUCUCCUACAACGACAGAUAUAGGAACAUCGCCAAGUUUAUCAUUACGACGGGAGGCGAUGAAUUUUUUCAGCCGGACGACGCUCAUUACUACUUCGACCAGUUGGAGGGACCCAAAUAUCUCAGAAAACUUCCAAAUGCAGAACAUAGCUGUGCUGGGCACGAGACAAGUUUGAUGUUUUCUUUAAGAGCAUUUUUUCUUCAAGUGAUAAAUGAGACCCCGUUUCCUAAAAUGAAUUGGAAAAGAGAGUUCACGAAGACUGGGGGAAAAAUAACAUUAUUCACAGACAGAAAACCAAGAACAGUGGACGUUUACUAUGCGAGGACGCUUGACGGCAAAAGACGUGACUUCAGAUUAUUGGUCGCUUCAUCAGAUGAUCCACGGAAGCCCUACCCUCAUCCCGUGAUAUGGUUCAAUGACAGGGCACAAGAAUUGGGUAACAACACUUUUGUUGCUGAAUACGACAGUCCGCCACAGGGAUGGCUGGCUUUUUUCAUUCAAGUGAGCUUUGAUGGAGUAUCAGAUGCAAGAUUAGAAUUCACGACUGAAGCACAAAUAAUCCCGGAUACAUUUCCGUUCCCAGAAUGCCACGGUUCCGGAUGUAGAGGCAGACUCGUCUGAUCUCAUUUAUAUACUGCGUCAUUCUAUUUGUAGAGUCUGAAUAUCAAUAUGUCUGGUGCUGCACAUCAAUAAAAACGAUUUUGCCACCAUUUACCUACA